This is a messenger RNA of Knipowitschia caucasica, 318 nucleotides long. Lineage: Eukaryota; Metazoa; Chordata; Actinopteri; Gobiiformes; Gobiidae. The record is from the annotation of a GenBank genome assembly.
AUGGCUGACCAAUGCGUUGUGGGCUGGGUCAACCCUUCACCUCACAUCCCCUCCCAGUGCCUCCUUUAUAACGCUUAUUUCUUCUCUUUUUCCAAGGCCGUUUUUAACACCUCGAAACACGGAGGCGCAGCUGAGGGCAGGUGUGUGGCAGAGGGCGUGGCCGGCUUUACCUGUGCUGCAGACGAAGCACCACUUCUCUACCAAGUAACUGCAUGUCAGUCUCUAUCUCCGUCUCCAGCUCUGACCCGGUUGUGUCUGCAGUCACCUCUUGGCCUCCACUGCCUGCUCAACUCUUCAGUCUCCUGCCUUCUGAUUUGA